Messenger RNA from Protobothrops mucrosquamatus (brown spotted pit viper), 1820 nucleotides. RefSeq names its product long-chain-fatty-acid--CoA ligase 4-like. The transcript is spliced from 12 exons. NCBI's taxonomy places the organism in Eukaryota, Metazoa, Chordata, Lepidosauria, Squamata, Viperidae. The annotation marks the transcript as partial. Gene Ontology annotation, biological process: long-chain fatty acid metabolic process; long-chain fatty-acyl-CoA metabolic process; neuron differentiation. Gene Ontology annotation, cellular component: endoplasmic reticulum; lipid droplet; plasma membrane. Gene Ontology annotation, molecular function: arachidonate-CoA ligase activity. The record is from RefSeq and is a predicted model, not a curated record.
AUGCAUCUUAAACAAAGACUCUGGACCCUUGUGUGGUUCCCCCUGUAUUUUUUGAUCAAUGUGUACAGUGCGCUCGUAUUCAUACCCUGGUAUUUUCUUACAAACGUGAAGAAGAAGAAAGCUAUGGCGAAGCGCUUAAAAGCGAAGGCCGUCUCCGACAGUCCCGGAAGUCCGUAUCGGUCCAUUUCACAUAUGGAGUCCCUAGCCACUAUAGACUUUCCUGGAGCGGACACACUGGACAAAUUGUUUGACCUUGCUGUGACCAAGUUUGGGAAGAAAGACUGCCUUGGAACAAGAGAGGUCCUGAGCGAAGAGAAUGAAAUGCAGCCAAACGGAAAAGUAUUUAAAAAGUUAAUCCUAGGAAACUAUAGAUGGCUGAACUACGAAGAGAUCAGCCAGAAGGUGAAGCACUUUGGGAGUGGGUUAAUGGCGCUCGGAUUGCAGCCCAAGAGCACCGUGGCCGUGUUCUGUGAGACUCGAGCUGAAUGGUUUAUUGCCGCCCAGUCUUGCUUCCGGUACAACUUCCCUCUUGUUACACUAUACGCAACCCUUGGAGAAGAGGCAGUAACCUAUGGAUUAAAUGAAUCUGAAGCAUCGUUUUUAAUCACCAGCUUAGAUCUUUUGGAAGGCAAACUAAAGAAUGUACUGUCAAAAAUCCCCUGCCUCAAAUACAUCAUUUAUGUGGAUAAUAAGACCAUCAAUAAAUCAGACUAUCCUAAAGGGCUGGAGAUUCAUAACAUGCAAGCAGUAGAAGAACUUGGAGCCAAACCAGAAAACUUCAGCGUCUCUCCCUGCCGCCCUGCUCCUACAGACAUGGCCCUAGUCAUGUAUACCAGUGGUUCCACAGGGAGGCCCAAAGGGGUCAUGAUGGUCCAUAAAAACUUGAUAGCUGGAAUGACUGGACAGUGUGAGCGAAUACCUGGCCUGGGACCCAACGACACAUAUAUUGGCUACUUGCCUUUGGCUCACGUAUUAGAACUGACGGCAGAAAUUUCCUGUAUUACCUACGGCUGCAGGAUUGGAUAUUCCUCUCCACUCACCCUGUCAGACCAGUCAAGCAAAAUUAAAAAGGGAAGCAAAGGAGACUGCACUGUUCUGAAGCCCACUUUGAUGGCAGCUGUGCCAGAAAUCAUGGAUCGAAUUUAUAAGAACGUUAUGAGUAAAGUCCAGGAGAUGAACUAUUUCCAGAAAACUUUGUUCAAGAUAGGAUAUGACUAUAAAUUGGAACAAAUCAAAAGAGGUUAUGAUGCACCUCUCUGUAACUUACUGCUGUUUAAAAAAGUGAAGGCCCUAUUGGGAGGGAACGUGCGUAUGAUGCUUUCUGGAGGGGCCCCUCUCUCACCUCAAACACAGAGAUUCAUGAACAUCUGCUUCUGCUGCCCUGUUGGCCAAGGCUACGGCCUGACGGAAACCUGCGGAGCAGGCACCAUUACUGAAGUAACUGACUACAGCACCGGAAGAGUAGGAGCUCCUCUUAUCUGCUGCGAGAUUAAACUCAGGGACUGGAAAGAAGGAGGCUACACAACAAGAGACUUGCCACACCCUAGGGGAGAGAUUAUAAUUGGAGGUCCCAAUGUCUCUAUGGGGUACUUCAGAAACGACGAGAAAACAGCCGAAGAUUUCAUUGUCGAUGGCAAUGGCCAGAGAUGGUUCUGUACUGGAGACAUUGGAGAAUUUCAUUCUGACGGGUGCCUGCAAAUCAUAGAUCGUAAAAAAGACUUGGUGAAGUUGCAAGCCGGAGAGUACGUCUCUCUUGGCAAAGUGGAGGCAGCCUUGAAGAACUGUCCCCUGAUUGACAAUAUUUGUGCGUAUGCGAAAAG